Messenger RNA from Monoraphidium neglectum, 693 nucleotides. RefSeq names its product Biosynthetic arginine decarboxylase. The transcript is spliced from 6 exons. Lineage: Eukaryota; Viridiplantae; Chlorophyta; Chlorophyceae; Sphaeropleales; Selenastraceae. Gene Ontology annotation, biological process: spermidine biosynthetic process; L-arginine catabolic process. Gene Ontology annotation, molecular function: arginine decarboxylase activity. The record is from RefSeq and is a predicted model, not a curated record. The coding region runs from base 1 to 693 and encodes 230 amino acids.
AUGGGCGCGGGCAUGAAGUUCAUCGACGUGGGGGGCGGCCUGGCGGUCGACUACGACGGCUCCUUCACCGACACCCCGGCCUCCAUGAGCUACACCAUACAGAACUACGCAAACGACGAGGUGUGCAUCGAACGCGGCAUCGAGCCGCCCACCAUCAUCAGCGAGAGCGGGCGCGCCCUGGCCUCCGCCCACACGGUGCUUGUCUUCGAUGUGCUGUCAAAGCCCCACUCUUUCCGUGAGAACGAGAAGCGGGAGGAGGAGGAGGAGCUCAUGCGGGUGGCGUCGGGGUCGCUGGACGACCAGCCACUGACGAAGCAGCUCAAGCAGGCCACGCGUUUGGGCAAGGGCCAAUUCCUGCUCACCACCUUCAAAGAGGUCUACGACAACAUACAGCCGGACGACAGCAGCCUGCGCGAGGCCUUCACCGACGCGACCUACUUCAAAGACGAGGCCCUCAGGGCCUUCAAGCUGGGCAUCCUCAGCCUGCUCGACAGGGCGCAGGCGAGCACGGGGCCGCCACCCCUGCCCGGCCCCCCUCACCCCGCGCCAGCAGCCGCCCAGAGCUUGGAUGGGCGAGCUCUGGGCGAUCGGGAAGCGUCUGAUCCGCUCACACCCCCGCUGCCAUUGUUCCGCAGCACGGUGGACGUGUGGGGCAUCUCCCAGGUGUUCCCCAUCAUGCCCAUCCACCGGUGA